UGCUGAUGGGAGCGCGCACAGCGGCACCAUCGCGCCCGGAGAAACGGGAUAAACCUGGAAGAGAAGCGAGCAAACGCAACACUACGCAGGUACGGUUGGCAGCGGAGGGGUGGGGACAAUUAAUAUAAAAAAAAUGGGGUUAACGGAACAGUUGAUUUGCUUCAACCGGAUCUCACCGCUUGCUCGCGUUGUCUGAGAAAACUCCGAUGUGGUGGCCGCUCGCGUUUUGCGCUUUUUCUCCUUUCUCUCGGAGCGCCGCUGAUACAAAGGCGCUCGGUCCGGAGCAGCAGCGGCACCUGGGAUCGCUGCCGCAGGAAUGGAGGAGCUGUGAACGGACCCACUUUCACGGACAAACGCGCAAUGCCAGACACGGGCAGUGAGUAAACCCUCAGCGGGAUUAAAAGCACUUUCUCAUUCUUCUAGACACCAUUGUCACCCCCUCCUUCCCCCCCAUGCGCGAGGACAGACAAUGUCAUUGUGUCAAGGCUGAGAUUUUUUUGGGGGAAAAAAAACCCUUUUUUUUUAAAGGGUCCCUUUCUGGAAUAAUUCACGGAUGAGGAAAAGCCGCAUGAGAGCGCCGCUUUUUAUUCCCCCUGACCCCGCGCACGUCCCCAGCCGUCCCUCUGCCCGACCGGCCGGUUCCUCUGGUUCACAUUGGGAUGCGUCGUCGCAUCUGCGCAGCGCACGACGAGCGUCAGCACUCGCGCGGUGUGUCUCUGAGCGGCUCACCUGAAGGCCCGUGUCCAAACGCGGUCCCUGCUCUCUGACCGCGGGUCAGACCAUUGUUGUCCCCAACCGGGCCCUCAAAGGACAAAAGCCCUUGGCUUCAUUCAUCCCGUGUGUGUGUGUGUGUGUCUGUGUGUGUGAGCCGGUUGCAGGAAUAAAUUAGGCACAGUAUGGUGGAGCCGGUGGGAUUUACCGAGGCGUGGAAAGCGCAAUUCCCAGAGUCCGAGCCCCCCAGAAUGGAGCUGCGAUCGGUCGGGGGUAUCGAGCAGGAGCUGGAGAAGUGCAAAGCUUCCAUCCGGCGCCUGGAGCAGGAGGUGAACAAGGAGCGCUUCCGCAUGAUAUACCUGCAGACCCUCCUGGCCAAGGAGAGGAAGAGCUAUGACAAGCAGCGGUGGGGCUUCAGGAGGACGCCGCUGAACGAGGGCAUGGAUCCCGCCGCCACGCAGGGCGCCGAGUGCCAGUCCCAGCAGCCGCACAUGCAGGAGACUGGCGGAGUUGGAGUAGGAGUAGUUGGCGGAGUGUAUGGCGGCAGUAUGGAGAGGAGCCGUUAUCAGCCACUUGGAGACGGAGCCGGGAGGUCCAAACCCAGACCCCCGCCGGCCAGGAAGUCGGCCUCCCACGGGGACGGGCUGGAGUCGGCCUUCGAGGUGCCGCAGCAGGCCGAGUCGACGUCCUGUGACAACCUGGAUGGCCUUUCGCCGUCCAAGCAGAGAGGCGGCAUCUCCGUCUCCCCCCGCAGACUCAACGUUCCGCCCACGGACAAGGACCUGCCCUCCGACCCCAAGGACAAGCUGGGCAUGGGCCUCGGCGUGGCGGCCCUUCGGUCCAACUUUGAGAGGAUCAAACGGGCCAACUCUCACUCUGUGGGUGAUGUUGCAAAGGGCCAGGAGAAGCAGCAGCAGCAGCAGCUGCCGCCGCCACCGCCGCCGUUCUACUCUAACAUGGAAUUCCACCACGAGAGGGGUUUGGUCCGGGUCAACGACCGCGACGUUUCCGACAAGAUCAGCUCACUGGGCACCCAGGCCAUGCAGAUGGAGCGAAAGAGAUCCCUCCACUCUCUCCCCGGUAACCUGGCAACGGCGGCAGGGGAGCUCCGCGCCAGGCCGGUGUACAGAGGCCGUUCCACUGAGAGCACCUGCGGCUAUGACGCCGAGUACGAAGACGGGGAACCCAACCAGCGACACGCAGGGCGGGCCAACGGGGGCAAACCUCCACCCCCUCCAUGGCAGCCCUCGGAGUUCCAGGCCUACUCCAGCGUCUAUGUCGGCGGGGUGAUGAUGGGCGAAGGUGGCGUUGGAGACGGGAGAGUCGGAGGCGGGAGUGGUGGCGGAGUCACAAUGAGAGAACUCGGAGGAGGUGACGACCACCUGCUGACCUGGCCGCGCCGUUCCUACUCCCCCGGGAGCUUUGAGGAUGUCGGUGGAGGCGGCGGCUACACGCCGGACUGCAGCUCCAACGAGAACCUGACGUCUAGCGAGGAGGACUUCUCCUCGGGACAGUCCAGCCACGUCUCGCCCAGUCCCACCACGGCCUUCCGCCGGCCCUUUAGAGAGAAGAGCCGCUCGCCGUCCCAAAACUCCCAGAACUCCCAGCACUCCUUCGACAGCAGCAGCCCUCCGACGCCUCAGUCCCAGAAGCGGCAGCACCGGCAGCAGGGAGGCCACGUGGUCAUGUCUGAAGCCACUAUUGUGAGCGUUCGCAAGACCGGUCAAAUCUGGCCACCUGGUGCCCAUCAUGACCUCGUGCCUCACGGUAGAACGUCCCAUGACAACAGUUUCCAUGGAGACCACCUAGAUGGUCAUUUCACCGGGACGCCCCCCACCUACGGUUACGACGCGGACCGCGCGGAGGAGCAGCGGAGGCACCACGACAUCCUGCCGUACAUCGACGACUCGCCGUCGUCUUCGCCGCACCUCAGCUCCAAGAGCCGCAGCAGUCGGGACACCCUGUCCUCCGGGUCGCUGGAGUCCUCCAAGUCGACCGAAUGCGACCUGGAGAAAGGCUUGGAGAUGAGAAAGUGGGUCCUCUCUGGCAUCCUGGCCACCGAGGAAACAUACCUCAGCCACCUGGAGGCCCUGCUGCUGCCCAUGAAGCCUCUGAAGGCCGCGGCUACGACGUCGCAGCCGGUGCUCACUCUGGCGCAGAUAGAAACGAUCUUCUUCAAAGUGCCCGAGCUCUACGAGAUCCACAGGGAGUUCUACGACGGACUUUUUCCUCGCGUUCAGCAGUGGGGCCACCACCAGAGGGUCGGAGACCUCUUCCAGAAGCUGGCCAGCCAGCUUGGAGUCUACCGAGCAUUCGUGGACAACUACGAGCUGGCAGUGGAGACAGCGGAGAAGUGCUGCCAGGCUAACACACAGUUUGCUGAAAUCUCUGAGAACCUGAAGGUGAGAAGCCCAAAGGACUCGAAGGACCAGACAGCCAAGAACUCUUUAGAAGCGUUGCUGUAUAAACCAGUGGACCGAGUGACUCGCAGCACAUUGGUUCUCCAUGACUUGCUCAAACACACGCCCACCAGCCACCCGGACCACCCGCUUCUGCAGGACGCCCUGCGGAUCUCCCAGAACUUCCUGUCCAGCAUCAACGAGGAGACCACGCCCCGGCGGCAGUCGAUGACUGUCAAGAAGGGAGAGAGCCGCCAGCUUCUGAGGGACAGUUUCAUGGUGGAACUAGUGGAGGGAGCCAGGAAGUUGCGGCACGUUUUCCUCUUCACCGAUCUGCUGCUCUGCGCCAAGCUGAAAAAACAAAUCGGAGGUAAAAACCAGCAGUAUGACAGUAAGUGGUACAUUCCCCUGACUGAGCUGACCUUCCAGGGCCCCGAGGAGACCGAGCCCCUCACCAUCCCCCAGGUCCCCGACGAAGAGCUCGACGCCAUAAAGGUCAAGAUCUCACACCUCCGCUGUGAGAUUCAGAGAGAGAAGAGAGGCAACAAGAGUUCAAAGGUCAUCGACCGUCUCAGGAAGAAGCUGACCGAACAGGAGUCGCUGCUCCUGUUGACGUCUCCGAGCCUUCCCAUCAGGGUGUACAACAAGAGCGGCAAGGGUUACAGUUUCCUGAUUUCGUCCGACUAUGAACGUGCAGAGUGGAGGGAGUUAAUGAAGGAGCAGCAGAAGAAAUGUUUGAAAACGUCCUCCUUGACGUCUGUGGAGCUGCAAAUGUUGACCAACUCCUGCGUCAAGCUGCAGACUGUCCACCACAUUCCACUUAGCAUCAACAAAGAAGAGGAUGAAUCCCCCGGUCUCCACGGGUUCCUGAAUGUAAUCGUCCACUCUGCCUCCGGCCUCAAACAGAGCUUGAAUCUCUACUGCACAUUGGAGGUGGAUUCCUUCGGGUUCUUUUCAAGUAAAGCCAAGACGAGAGUGUAUCGAUACACCACUGAACCCAAGUGGAACGAGGAGUUUGAGAUUGAGCUGGAGGGCUCUCAGACCCUGAGGCUGCUCUGCUAUGAGAAGUGCUACAACAAGACCAGGCAGAACAAAGAGGACGGAGAGAGCGCAGACCGCAUCAUGGGGAAAGGACAGAUCCCGCUUGACCCUCCGACUCUCCAAGGCAAAGACUGGCAGAGGACAGUUAUUCCCAUGAACGGGAUCGAGGUUAAACUUUCCAUGAAGUUCACCAGCCGAGAGUUCAGUCUGAAGAGGAUGCCCUCACGGAAACCCAUGGGCGUGUUUGGUAUCAAGAUCUCCGCAGUGACCAAGAGAGAGCGCUCCAAGGUGCCCUACAUCGUGCGGCAGUGCCUGGAGGAAAUCGAAAGGAGGGGUAUGGAGGAGGUGGGCAUCUACAGAGUGUCAGGAGUGGCCACUGACAUCCAGGCCUUGAAGACCGCCUUUGACACCAAUCAUAAAGAUGUGUCAGUGAUGAUGAGCGAGAUGGACGUCAACGCCAUCGCUGGGACCUUGAAGCUGUACUUCCGAGAGCUGCCAGAACCGCUCUUUACCGAUGACCUCUACCCCAGUUUCGCGGGCGGCAUCACCCUGUCGGAUAGUGUUGCCAAAGAAAGCUGUAUGUUAAACUUACUUCUGUCGCUGCCUGAGCCCAACCUGGUCACGUUCCUCUUCCUCUUGGAUCACCUGAAGAGGGUGGCAGAGAAGGAAGGCAUCAACAAGAUGUCUCUCCACAACCUGGCGACGGUGUUCGGGCCGACCUUGUUGAGACCUUCCGAGAAGGACAGCAAGAUCCCCACUAACCCCACCCAACCCAUCAGUAUGGGGGACAGUUGGUCCUUGGAGGUCAUGGCGCAGGUCCAAGUGUUGCUGUAUUUCCUCCAGCUUGAGACGAUCCCCACCCCGGACAGUAAAAGACAGAGCAUCCUCUUCUCCACUGAAGUAUAGAGCCAACCGUGACAUUCUACAAUGAAGGAGUUCAGCAGAGUCGGACCGCGGCUCAAAGUGAGCCUACAGUAAUAUGUUUUUGCAUUAACUUAGCAGAUUUCAUGAGGCUUACGCAGCUGGAGAGGAUCGUUUCUGACGUUUGGUUGCCUCCCUCAAACACUGGAGGGCGCCAUCGGUCUUCAAAGCUCGGAGGCGGCGUAACUAGCAACGGUUACCUGAUAUUUAAUAUGAUUCGUUCCACCUACAGUGAGGAUGUGGGUGCACUUCUCCACCGUGCUCCAUGCCGGUCUGAACAUUGAAAAUUGUCGAAAUCAAUCCAUAAUAGAACAGAAUACGUCUUUCUUGAUUGUUGAUUUAGUCCGCCAACAAAAUUCCACUUACCUGUUAGUUUGGGCGCCAUCCUCUAUUUGUGUUUUACUUCGGACAAUCAUCAGCUCUCAAGACAGAAUAUUCUGAUCCCUCUCAAGCGUUGCUUCAUGUCCUGCCGUGGGAAGUUCUAACCGUGUCUUGCGUAGCCUCGGAACAUUGUUACGGAGGAGACGAGAAGAAACAUUCGUGCUGUUUGUAGAGGUUUAAAAUCACCCAGAGCUGCCACGGUUCUGGCUUUUGUUAAGAAAGCCAACGCCGGCGUGUCACAUGUUUACAACGUAAACAAACCCAAAAGGCUGCAGCUUGAAAAGGGACCACGAAACAUUUGAGAAGGAACAUCGUGAUCAGUAAGCGAUCUGACUGCCCGCGUUGUUCAAGACCUUAAAGGAAAACUUGUCUUUUUUUUGUGUUGUUUGUGUAUCAAGGUAGUCUUCAGCUUGGAUAUGGAGGAAGCAAUAUAUUUUCUAACAUAGGAACUGUCUGUGUUCAUACCUUUGCGGACGAAAACGUGCUUGUUAAUGUAACAUAGAACAUCCUGCCAAAUGAAUAUCUUGAUCGUUUGUUUCUAGGAGCAAAGGAAGCAGUUGUAUUUACGGACACAGUGUGUACAUAAUCUUAAAGUUGUAUUUUUUUUUCCCUUUCUUUUUGGUAAACAGUAUAGUCAUUGUUGCAAUUAUUGUAAUUUAUUUUGGGAGGUCCAGGGGGAGAAAUUGAUUUGUUUCUUUUUCCACGUGAACUUUGUUUCGAUUUGAUUCUGAAAGUCCCGCAGCAAAUAAGCAGGAUUUAGCCUUGUUCUUAUAGAAUUUACUCAGCUGUUCUAUCUGGCCUAUCGAUUAUUCAUUUACACGUUGUUAUUAACGGCUACACACACAUUGUAGUUACAUUACUGUACGCUGCUGCUGCUGUUGGAAAAGUCGCCGGCUCUUUUAACGCCGCGUGUUCCUCAGCAGAACGUCUCACGCGCAUAAUGUCCAGUGUAUGCAUUAUGCAAUGUCAUAAUACGGGCACACACACUCACUAACACAUGACAUUUAAUCUGUGGCGGCAGAAGUGCACUCAUGUGAUGUUAGAACUACUGUAUUACAAUUCAAGUAACCUGAGAGCACUCUGCAUUUAUGUCCAUUGAAGAGCAUAUUUGUUUGUUUAAUGAAGGAAUAUUAUUUUGUUUCAUCUUCUCCUGUAAUCUUUUUUUGUAAUCUCAUGCAUUUGUUCUUCCCGUUAAGCCUAAAGGUUUCCAACUCAAUGGGGAGUUUAAAGGAAAGAUCUCAGAAAUUCUGUUGAUUAAAAAAAAUAGACGUUUUAAUUUCUGUGUUCUUGAUUUAACAUGCGGGCAUGUUUUAUUGUUGUUGCUUUAUUUUUUCAUUUUGUUUGUUUGUUGCUGUCUUUUUCACAAAUGUGUCACCAUAAACUUUGGGAUGUUGGCAACUGGUGAGAAUGUUGGUUUACAUCAUUACAGCGCGUCAUUUUUCUGGUCAAUAGGACGGGUUCACAAAAGAUGUGAAACUAUCCUUUAGGGGUCAACAUCCUUGUUGGUUUUCUGUAUCAGUCACAAGUAUAACACCUUAAACAACUAACCAGUUCAACAAUGUGAUCAGAGCUUGUGUCCGACUUUAAGAGUAAACAAGUACAUGUUAAUAAUAACACAUUUUAAAGUCUUUCCUUUUGGAUCCAUAUCAACUCUCUUGAUAUCAAGUAAUUUACACUCUUACAUACGUGAUAAUAUAGGCUGAAAAAAUGAUUACUGUAUCGACCCCAGAAAUAACACUGUCGAGAUUGUAUCCUAAAAGUCUUCAUGCCUUUUUAUGUGCUUUCACAAAUCUUGGCCUGUUGUAGCAUGCGCACAAUGUUUCACCAUCGUAUGUGAGACAGAGAAUGAAUCCACCAUCCAUCCAUCCGUCCGUCCAUCCAUCCGUCACCUCUAUGACAGGUCCCGGUUGCCUACACUAUUCUACCCUAUCGUGCCUCAACACUUUUCUUUGGUUUUUGCCGCAUGUGGUAUUUCCGAAACGUUGUUCAGUCUCCUGUUGCCUUUGCUGAGGACGGCCACACACCUUUUCCUCUUUGAGAGACUAAGACAGGACCUUAACCUUAAGCAUGGUCUUAGCUCGUACUGUACUCGCCACCUUUAUCUGACUGUGAUGCUGUAAUUUAAACUCCGUCAGUCUUAAUUGGGCAAAAGACAGACUUUCUUGCUCUUCUUGUUUGGCUCUUAACAUUUCCACUUUAAUGCCUUUUAUUCUUAUUUAUUUAUUUUUCCCUGUUAAGUAUGAGAAGGUUUACUGGAUCUAUUUAUUUAUGAUAUAUCACCUAAAGCUAAAAUUAUGUUAGAAAAAUGGUCUUUAUGUGGUGUGUUUUCUUUGGGGAAAUUUAAGUCCCCAUUUAUUGAACAUCCUGUUAAGGUUACAACAUGUUUGUCACUGUUUUGUCCAAGAAUCACAACCUCUGUUGUGCGACACUGCAAACACUUCUGCAGUGUCGCACAACAGACGGACCACUGUGAUCGUUCAGCCAUCUGAUUUAGAUCCAUUUAGAUUCAGUGAGUUCACGCAACACAAACCAAUCAUUUUCCAUGGAGUUGUAUAAUAUGUAUUAUACUAGAGAGUACAUUAUUUGGUUUGCGUUUUAUUUAUUGUGGCGUCCACUGGCGCGUUGUCGUCGAGGGUUGAGUUGGCACACCAAACUGUCAGUGUGUGGUAGAGGACAAGAGUCUUAUAUUGCUCUAAAAUCUGCAUUGUUUUUGGUUUGUUGAUUGUCAGUGUAACUUGCAUGUAUCCUCCAUAACCUCAGUCCUUCUGUACAUUCAAAAUAAAUACAGUAGAAAUGGUUACAUUUUUCUGUGGAAUAGCCUGAAGAUAUGGAACAUAUUGCUCUAAAUGAAAGUUACAAAUCUCGUCCAUUUAUUGUACACGACUCUGGUUAUUACCACAUGCAAUAGUUAAUACUAUCAAAUGACCCUCAACUGCCACUUCUACAGCAUCUAAAUGACUAAAUCGGACUACUUUAACCUUUUUAAACAUGAUAGUUUUGUUUCUACACUUAACAAAUAAAACUGAGGACUUGCUGACCAACUACUUUUUACCCUCCUCGAUUUUUUGAGCUUGUGUUCCUGUUCAACACACAAUGUUCUGCUUGUAGAACUGUAAAAAGGAAUUCCAUAAUCUGAGGGCAAACGUGUUUGGAAGGCAUUUGCUGCCUGUUUGUACACAAAAAUGUUAAAUAAAAUCUCCUUGUAACUACAUA
Gasterosteus aculeatus aculeatus (three-spined stickleback) is the source of this 8666-nucleotide messenger RNA. RefSeq names its product BCR activator of RhoGEF and GTPase (gene bcr). Gene Ontology annotation, molecular function: guanyl-nucleotide exchange factor activity; GTPase activator activity; protein serine/threonine kinase activity. Gene Ontology annotation, biological process: intracellular signal transduction; protein phosphorylation; positive regulation of GTPase activity. The record is from RefSeq and is a predicted model, not a curated record. Gene Ontology annotation, cellular component: membrane. Lineage: Eukaryota; Metazoa; Chordata; Actinopteri; Perciformes; Gasterosteidae.